Messenger RNA from Gilbertella persicaria, 355 nucleotides. Its product is annotated as thioredoxin-like protein. Lineage: Eukaryota; Fungi; Mucoromycota; Mucoromycetes; Mucorales; Choanephoraceae. Gene Ontology annotation, cellular component: cytoplasm. The transcript has 3 exons. The record is from RefSeq and is a predicted model, not a curated record. The coding region runs from base 29 to 325 and encodes 98 amino acids. Gene Ontology annotation, biological process: cellular response to oxidative stress. Gene Ontology annotation, molecular function: glutathione disulfide oxidoreductase activity.
GUUUUUGUCUUUAUCCAUUAUUAUCAUCAUGUCCUCUGCACAACAAAUUGUUGAAGAAGCUAUCAAGAAUAACCGUGUCGUCAUUUUCUCAAAGAGCUAUUGUCCUUUCUGUAAAAAAGCCAAAGCUCUUUUUGAUGAACUUAAGGUUGAAUACACUGCUAUUGAAUUAGAUUUACAUGACCAAGGUGCUGAUAUUCAAGCCUAUCUUGCUGAAAAGACUGGACAACGUACUGUUCCUAAUAUCUUUGUCAAUCAAAAGCAUGUUGGUGGUUCUGAUGACCUUGCCAAAGCCAAAGAAAAUGGAACACUUGAAAAACUUCUUUAAUAUGCAAAAUAAUAAUAUGAAAAUAAAAUG